CAAAUACACCAAAUUCCUUUAACUACAUUUCGGUUUGCUUACUAAUGGCUUCUUCACCUGUUCUUGUUCUUCUCUUUCUCAUAAUGGGUUUUCUCGGGGCGGUUUUCUGUGUUUCUUCCCCUGCAGAGACCAAUACCCUAAACCCGGGGCAGAUGCUCAGAGACUGGGAGCAACUGAUUUCUCCAAGCGGAAUCUUCAGGCUCGGGUUCUUUACCCCCGAGAAAACACCCAGCUCCUUACUCGGGCCGGCUGGUCCUCGGUAUAUUGGUAUCUGGUUUGACAGAAUACAGAUAAACCCGGUAUGGGUUGGCAAUCCAAUGAACCCGGUUAUCGAUUCCUCUGGUGCUUUAACCAUUGGUCCAGAUGGAAUUCUUAAGAUCACACAAGCGAACGGUUCUCCCAUCAUGGUGAACCCAAAACCCCAGCUUUCUUUGGCUGGAAAUGUGUCAGCCACUUUACUUGAUUCUGGGAACUUUAUCGUCAGAGAGGUUGGAGCAGGUGGAGUUCCAGGCCGUGUUCUGUGGCAGAGCUUCGAUUAUCCCAGCAACGUGCUGCUUCCCGGGAUGAAGAUUGGGUUUAACUUGAAAACCGGAAAGGAAGUCUCAGUUAAAUCUUGGAUAUGUAACCAAGUCCCUUCCCCAGGAGCAUUCAGGCUUGGUCUGGAUCCAUCUGGCGCAGAUCAGUUACUCAUAUGGCGCCGCAAUGAAGUCUACUGGUCCAGCGGAAUCUGGAAGAAUGGAACUUCUUCCCAUCUAAACCUGGAAUUAUCCCGGGAAUACAUUGAUUAUGAGUUCAAAUUCCAUUCAGACAAGUAUGAUAGAUACUUCACUUACUUUAUCAAGGACACAAACCAGUCAGUUCUGUCCAGGUGGUACUUGGAUACUCUCGGCCAGGUAACAGUGAACAAUGUGAUCAGCAGCAAUGGGAGCACUCACUGGAUUCUUGAAAGCAGCGAAACAUGCAGAACAGGUUUGAAGAAUGCAUCAGCACUCUGCAUUUCGGAGAAACCAACGGCUUGUAGGAAGGGCUCGGAGUAUUUUGAGCCAAAAAGAGGAUACAUGCUACAAGAAUUAGGUAAAAACGACCUCAGUUAUUACGAUGGUAAUUCAAGCCUGGAUCUUAGCGAUUGCCAUGCUAGCUGCUGGAGAAACUGUUCUUGCAUUGCCUUCCAAACCUUUUCUGGCGGCUUUGGAUGCCAAUUCUGGCCAAAGGGAUCAAAGUUCACUCCUGAGGAGACGUCUGACCAAUUAACUUAUGUUCUCGAUUCUGCAAAGCUCUGAGCUUUACCUAUGGUACCAU
This is a messenger RNA of Tarenaya hassleriana, 1299 nucleotides long. Its product is annotated as G-type lectin S-receptor-like serine/threonine-protein kinase CES101. Lineage: Eukaryota; Viridiplantae; Streptophyta; Magnoliopsida; Brassicales; Cleomaceae. The record is from RefSeq and is a predicted model, not a curated record. The coding region runs from base 45 to 1280 and encodes 411 amino acids. The transcript has a single exon.